Molecule: messenger RNA, 588 nt
Organism: Benincasa hispida (wax gourd)
Lineage: Eukaryota; Viridiplantae; Streptophyta; Magnoliopsida; Cucurbitales; Cucurbitaceae
Source: RefSeq, a predicted model, not a curated record
AUGCUCCACAAGCUUGGAACAUUCGACUUGAUAAGAGUCUCAAAUAGCUUGGCUUUGGGAAAUGGACUCAAGAGCAAGCAGUCUACACAAGAAGAGAAUGAGAAGAAAGUGUUCUUGUUGGAGUGGAUUGAAGUCGAACAACAGAAGAGUCGAAUCUUGCUCAAACAGCCAACUUAUGCCAAAAGAAUGUUGUCUCAGUUCGGAAUGGUUGACUGCAAUGCCACGAAGUACCCGAUGGAACCCAAGGCACAACUUCACAAAGACAUGGAAGGAGCACCAAUUGAUGCUACGGAGUACAGAAGCACCGUUGGUUGUCUUAGAUACUUACUGAACACAAGACCGGAUCUCUCAUAUGCUGUUGGGAUGGCGAGUAGGUAUAUGGAAUGGCCUACAGCCAUGCAUCACAAGGUGGUCAAGCAAAUACAUAGGUAUUUGAGAGGGACAAUUCACUUUGGGCUCACUUAUGUGAAAGGUCCCCGAGAAGUCAAUAUAUUUGGCUACUCUGACAGUGAUUUAGCCGGUGAUCUCGAUAGGAGGAAAAGCACAAGUGAAAUGGUGUUCUACUUAAAUGAAAACUUGGUUGCAUAG